CUCUCUCCACCACUACCUCUCCUCUCUCUCCCCCUCUGCGGCUCUAUCAGCUCGCGCUGCAGUGAAUCUCUCCCCCGCUGUCAGAAACCGUAAAGUCAGACAGCCGGUGGUCGGUAUCUCACUGUUAAAAGUCACAAAUCUCGUCUUUUAUCUGAUUGCGUCGAUCCGUUAACGGAGCUUUUAAAUUACUCUCCAAGAAGCUUCAGACCCCCCUUGCGGCAAAAUGGGAAAUGAAGCCAGUUAUGCCCUGGACAUGUGCUCGCACUUUGAUGCCGAUGAGAUUAAGAGGCUAGGAAAGAGAUUUAAGAAACUCGACCUAGAUAACUCCGGCUCCCUGAGUGUGGAGGAGUUCAUGUCCUUACCAGAGCUCCAGCAGAACCCCCUCGUGCAGCGAGUCAUCGACAUAUUCGACACCGAUGGAAACGGAGAAGUCGACUUUAAAGAGUUCAUCGAAGGAGUCUCCCAGUUCAGCGUCAAAGGUGACAAGGAGCAGAAGUUGCGUUUUGCCUUCAGGAUCUACGACAUGGACAAAGACGGCUACAUAUCCAACGGGGAGCUCUUCCAGGUCCUCAAGAUGAUGGUGGGAAACAACCUGAAGGACACCCAGCUGCAGCAGAUCGUCGACAAAACCAUCAUCAACGCAGACAAAGACGGCGAUGGCCGGAUAUCUUUCGAGGAGUUCUGUGCGGUCGUUGGUGGAUUAGACAUUCACAAAAAGAUGGUGGUGGACGUCUGACAACUUUGUUAUUUUUCUUCCUCCAUUUACUGAAGAUCUGCUUGAAGACGUCGUCCAACAAUACGCUCAAUGAAAGUAUUUUCUUUGAGAAAAAUCCUCCCCUCCCUCCCUUACCCCCGUCCCCCCUCCCUCCCCCCCCUCCCCCGAGCCUUCUGAAGCCAAACUCUCACCAAGUAUUAUCGAACAGGAACUCUCUCUGACUCGCCGCACUUCAAAGAAAAGCUGACGGACGGCUUUUUAACGCAGAGCGGCGGUUUCAGUUUGGUGGAGGAAAGCUGGAGUGUGUGUGUGCGUGUGUGUGUGUGUGUCUUUGAGUGUGUAUGUGUUCUGUAUGUUUUACUGGUUUUUUCAAGGUAUGUGGGUUUUUUAUAUUUAUUUUGGUGUCAUUGUUUUUUUUUCUUUCUUGGAGAAUCAAAGGAAGUCUAUCUUAAAGAGAGUUAACUUUAGUGGAUGAGUGUAUUUAGCGGUGACGUUACUUGAUUUCAGAACAACACAAACACAGCAUGAAGUGCCAACAACAAUUUAUGACAUGCAGUUGAAUUACAGGUAUAUAUACAUAUAUAUAUAUAUAUAUAUAUAAAAAAAAAAAAAUCUGUGUCUUUUAUUUGAGAGAUGUAAUUGUAUUAUUGAAUGCAUUUAUCUUACUGGAGUAUUGCAUCAUUUACACUUAAAAAACAGCUUCAUUUUACAGUCGUUUUGUCAGGAGGACAGAGGGAGAUUGGGCACUACAUGUUUUCAGACUUUGGCUAACAUGAGCGUCCAUUUUUGUUUUGCUUUUUUUAGGCACUUUUUGUGUAAUUAAGCACCGAGUUGUAAUAACAUGUUGAAUAUUAAGUACAAGUUGGAAACCUGUAAUUACGACAUGCAUGAAUACUGUCAGGGACGAGUCUGCAUUUUUUUAACAGCGCCUACCGUUGAUGUUGAAAGUAAUAUUACUUCACACACACACACACAUCUGCAGAUUCAACACUCUCAGCUUAGUGGAAUAAAAUCAGUUGUCGCAGCUUGAAUUCAGCCAAUAGGAACUCCUCAACGGUUUUACAUUUUCUGCACAUUUGAAGAAAAUGAGUAGAAAUUCAAACAUCUCUUGCUUUAUGAAAAUUAGGAACUGUAAAGCCGAUGAUCGUUGAGCAACAAGCAGGGCUACUGCCGGUUGGGAAAACUGUACAAAAAAAAUCCAUUCUCUUUGUUUUUACUGUAAGAUUUAGUGAAAAGCAAGCUCCGAGACGAGGCUGUAAAUGAUUUUGAGAGACACAGAAAUGUUCUGCGGUAGUGAGCUGAAUCUGUGCUUUUGCAGCUCGUCUGCUUUCGGACAUUCACGUCUUUAUCCUCCGACUUUCUCUUGGGGGGGGAGAAGCAAAGCUGAGGAGGGAAACAACAAAAAUGGCCGUUAAAGCGCUAGAAAAACCUGCUGUACUCAGUAUUCAGUACACUGCUGAUUUACCGACGCUCUGCAAGACUUUUCUACCUGAAACGAGAGACUUGUGAUGUGUUUGCAUGACGUGUGAUCUCCUCUUCUUUAUUCUUCUUCUGCCCGUUGCUCUUUGCAUGUAGAUCAGAUUUUAUUAAAAGCUCUUUAAAAGCUUUAUUAAAGGUCUUUUUUCAAAGCUGGUCUCAACAUUUAAUGAAAUGAGUGAAAUGUCUUGCGAAUGCAAAUAAUCUACUCUGUGCAUGCUAGUAUGUGUAUUACUGGUUUGACCACUUGCAUAUUUGAAUUUUUAUACAGUUAUACAAUAAGAAACUACAGUUUUUGGUGCAUGUUCAACUAGAUAGAGAUCAUGAUAAAUAGCUACUUAAAAAAACUGUUUAUUUAGCUGUAAUAGUUUCAUAUUUUAAGCGUGUGGACAUGGUGUCAGGGUUGUGUUAUUAUCAGAUAGUGUAUUUCAUGGUGAGGAUAAGUAAUCUUUAACAUUUGUAUUGUAGUUUAUUCAUUUUGCAUUUCAGAGUUUUGGCUCAUUUCAUGAAAUUCAGUGAGACCGUGUUGUGUUUACAUAUAAAUAAUGGUGAUGAAUAAAAACAUGAACAUUUCAAGCACGUUGAUGUUGCCAAUAAAGGUUUAAACAUGGAAAAAAAACUGUAAUCUUAAAUGUUUUUUAGUCGCCUGCCACUCGAUCUGUUUUAGGGAUGUUUUUGUUUCUUCACUUUUGAUUUUCUUAUUAACGGUUGGUUUCCUGCUUGUUUGAUUUGAGUCGGUGCUGAAAUGUCUGCUGGGGUUUAAAGGGAUGUUUGUGAUGGAGGCCACAUGGAUUCAGUCUUAGAGUUUCACUCCUGUUUUUAUCUUUGCUGCAUCACUGAAACUUCAUACAUGGAAAAAUGAGAAAUAAACUGUUUGAAAGUUGUUACA
This is a messenger RNA of Trematomus bernacchii (emerald rockcod), 3080 nucleotides long. It is a transcript of the gene ppp3r1b, whose product is annotated as protein phosphatase 3 (formerly 2B), regulatory s1ubunit B, alpha isoform, b. The record is from RefSeq and is a predicted model, not a curated record. NCBI's taxonomy places the organism in Eukaryota, Metazoa, Chordata, Actinopteri, Perciformes, Nototheniidae. Gene Ontology annotation, molecular function: calcium-dependent protein serine/threonine phosphatase regulator activity; calcium ion binding. The coding region runs from base 224 to 736 and encodes 170 amino acids. The transcript is spliced from 6 exons.